Varanus komodoensis (Komodo dragon) is the source of this 525-nucleotide messenger RNA. RefSeq names its product ribonuclease A family member 12 (inactive) (gene RNASE12). Lineage: Eukaryota; Metazoa; Chordata; Lepidosauria; Squamata; Varanidae. The coding region runs from base 63 to 524 and encodes 153 amino acids. Gene Ontology annotation, molecular function: nucleic acid binding. The transcript has a single exon. The record is from RefSeq and is a predicted model, not a curated record.
UUUCUAUCCAGUUCUGCUUCCCCCCACCCCUUGCUCUCCAUCACAGACUGAACGAGGUAACAAUGGUGGAGAGAAACACGUGUCCACGGCUGACCACAGCCUUUGUCCUGCUGGCGGUCUGGUUGGUCAUGACCAGGGCGAAAAGUUACCAGAAGUUUCUGAGGGAACAUGUCGACUACCCAAUGACGGAGGUUCCCGCCUUCGCAGGCUACUGUGACAUCAUGAUGAAACGGCGCCAUAUGGCGAACCCUUACCACUGCAAACAUCUCAACACUUUUCUCCAUGCGGACGUUUCCCAGAUCCAAGCCGUGUGCGGCCAAGGAGGGGAACCCACCACCGGUGACCUUCGAGAAAGCGACACAAGCUUCCCUCUCACGCUGUGUAAGCUUCAGAGAGGUUCCUGGGCACCCAACUGCAGAUAUGAAGAAAUCAACAAUACUGAAAGGAUCAUCAUAGCCUGUGAAGAUGGAUAUCCCGUCCAUUUGGAGACAGAAGUCCCAAAUUACGGAGGGUUUGACAUAUGAA